Messenger RNA from Lacerta agilis (Sand lizard), 1227 nucleotides. RefSeq names its product ER membrane protein complex subunit 3-like. The transcript has 8 exons. NCBI's taxonomy places the organism in Eukaryota, Metazoa, Chordata, Lepidosauria, Squamata, Lacertidae. Gene Ontology annotation, cellular component: EMC complex; membrane. Gene Ontology annotation, biological process: protein folding in endoplasmic reticulum. The coding region runs from base 33 to 806 and encodes 257 amino acids. The record is from RefSeq and is a predicted model, not a curated record.
UCCCGCCCCAGGAGGCUCUUCUCUCAGAUGCCAUGGCGGCUCCGGAGCUGCGUCUGGACGGCUCGAUUCGCUUCUGGGUUCUGCUGCCCGUGGCUUGGAUCGCGCUCGCCAUAGGGGUUCUGCGCCUGCGCAUAGCGGGCCUGCUGCGCGGCGAGCGCGUGCUGGGCUGGCUCGAGCAACGGCAGGACACGCAGAUUCUGGCUCGUAGUCGCCUCCUGAGAGAAAACGGACGUUUCCUAACUCAUCAGGGCUUCCUCAUGCGUAAGCAUCACUUCAAUAACCCUGAAAGUGGCUUCUUCCGCCAAACCAAGCGUAAAGUGCAGCCCCGAAACCUGCUAACAGAUCCCAGCCUGGUUAUGGAGAUGAUGAAGGGCAACUUGGUCCAUGUCCUUCCCAUGGUCCUAGUUGGAGGCUGGAUCAAUUGGGCCUUCUCUGGCUUUGUGGCCACCAAGGUUCCCUUCCCCCUUACCCUGCGGUUCAAGCCCAUGCUGCAGCGUGGAAUUAGCCUGCCUUCCUUGGACCCCUCUUGGGUGAGUUCGGCCUCCUGGUACUUCCUCAACGUUUUUGGCCUCCGCCGAGUGUACAGCCUCGUCCUGGGAGAGGAGACCGCUGCAGAGCAGAACCAGCUGCUCCUGCAGGACCCGUUCCUCAGCCCAGCUGUCCCCACCCCACCUGAUCCCAACAAGGCUUUCAAGGCUGAGUGGGAAGCUUUAGAGUUGGUUUCUCACCACUGGGCUCUACGGGAUGUGGAAGAGCAGUUGAUGUCACAGGACCUCAAGCUGGCAGGGAUGCCUGGGCCUGACUGAUCCCAUCCUGUGACCGCUGCAGGCUACUGCUGUCCUAUGGGACAAAUGUGUGCGCGCAAGAGACCCUUUCACCUCCUUGGGAGGUGGAAGAGGCUGACCCUCCCUGCGUAAUCAGCGUGGAACGGCUUUUCGUCUUAGAGGCAGGAAGGUUGCAGCAGAGAGCUUGAAGUCUGUAGCAUGACCCCCCCCCCCCAAUCAGUCAGUCAGAGCAGUGGGCAAAUAGCCUCUGUGGAACUGGCUCUGGGUGCCUGAAGUCUUGCAGGGGUAGCUGGAGCCAGCAGGUUAAUGUCAAAAAGCUCCUUUUCUUGUUCUGCUUGCAUGCAGAGAGAGAAGCCCAGUGUGGCAGACAGCUUUAUGGGAUGCCAGUCCCAAGUGUGUGUAGAACAAGUUUGGCUAUUAAAAUCAAGGUAGCUGCAACAAA